Plasmodium relictum is the source of this 1599-nucleotide messenger RNA. Its product is annotated as serine/threonine protein kinase, putative. Bases 1 to 1599 code for a protein of 532 amino acids. Gene Ontology annotation, molecular function: ATP binding; protein serine/threonine kinase activity. The transcript has a single exon. The record is from RefSeq and is a predicted model, not a curated record. Lineage: Eukaryota; Apicomplexa; Aconoidasida; Haemosporida; Plasmodiidae. Gene Ontology annotation, biological process: peptidyl-serine phosphorylation; intracellular signal transduction.
AUGAAGAAAGGAUUUUUAUUGAAUAAAAAUUUCUAUGACAUUGAGGGAAAGAUAAUGAAAAGUGAAAAAGAUAAAAUACCUACAAAAUACUGUAAAGAUGAUUUUGAAGUAUAUAUGCACAUAGGAAGUGGUAACUUCAGCGAAGUCUUCAUGGUAAAAUUGAAGAAUAAUCCUUCAAAAAUAUACUCCCUAAAAAUAUUUGAAAAAGAAAAAGUAAAAAGAAUGAAUAAAAUUAAUGAUGUUUUAAUAGAAAAACAUGCUAUGACAAAAUUAAAUAUUCCUGGUCAUGUGAAUAUUAUUAAAUUAAUUGAUACAUUUAAAGAUAGACAACAUGUUUAUUUAUUAUAUGAAUAUGUUGAUUAUGAAUUAUGGGAAUUUUUAAAAAAUCGUAGUAUUGGAGUUAAUGAAAAUAUAACAUUUAACUUAAUAUUCCAAAUGAUCCAUGCAUUAGAUUACAUACAUAGCAAAAAUAUAAUUCAUAGAGACUUGAAAUGCGAAAACUUUGUUAUAAAUAAGGAUGGAAUAAUAAAAUUGAUUGAUUUUGGUACUUCUAAAGAUUUAGACAUUAUAUCUGUGGAAACAUUCAAUGAACCCACAAUAAAAGAUCCAGAGUUGAGUAAAUUCAGAUUAAAAAAGAAAAAUAACAAGAACAUAAAAGAAAGCUCAGGAAACGAAUCUGGAACUACAAAUAAUAAUAAUUUAGACAUUGAAGAAUUGAAUGAAAAUGUUUUAGAUUUUAAUAAUGAAGAAAAUGAUAAAAAAUUAAAGGAUCGAAUUAAAAAGAACUGCGUUAUUAAAGAACCUAAAAACAUUGAAAAUAGUGAAUUUAACAAUUUUAUUUCGAAAGAGAAUGUUUACCAUUCAAAUAUUUUAAGAAUUAGUAAAUAUCCUUUAAAUAUAGAUAAAUGUAAUAACAACUACAAGAAGAAAAAAAAACUUGAAAAUUAUGUUGGAACUCCUAACUUUAUGCCUCCAGAAGCGUUAAUAAACAAAUGUAGUGGUAAGGCACGGGAUUUAUGGAGUCUUGGAUGUACUAUUUAUCAGCUGGUAACAUGUACAGUUCCGUUUAAUGGUUCAACGGAAUGGUUCAUUUAUAAUAAAAUAAAAAAAAAAGAAAUAAAAUACCCACCUAUAAUAUCAUCUGAAUUAAUUGAUUUAAUUGAAAAGUUAACUAAUAUCAACCCAGAAGAAAGAUUGGGAUAUAAAGGAGGAUGUAAAGAGAUUUUAGAGCACCCUUAUUUUCAAAAGUAUAAUUACAGACUUCUUAAUUAUAAGUUCCAAGAAAUUUCCGAAUUAGAAAAAAUGUAUACAAAUGUGAUGAAUAAAUAUCAUGAAUAUGCAAACGAAAGGAGGAAAUUAAGACAAAAUAUGAAAAAUAAUUCUUACGGGGAAAAUAACAAAAAUAUAGAGAGACUAAAAAGUGAUUUGUUAAAUAUAAUUAAAAGUGACAUAUUGAUUUAUGAUAAAAAAGAUGAAUCUAUAGCAUUAAAGAUGAGAAUUGUUGAAACGGUUAAUUUCUUGAUAUAUGAGUUCGAUGAACAGGAAAAAAAGGAAAUAAAAGAAGCAGAUAAAUGGUUAGAACGAUUUAAUAAUAAAUAA